CUUCCCCUUUUCUAAUCUCUGACAAGUAGUUUGUUUUCUCCGACCACUUAUACCAGAGUCCAGUAAACAUUUGCGAACACCCAUACUGCCAGCUAUAGAACAUACAAGAUGGCUUUACUGUCCCCAUGGAUGAUUGGUCUACUUCUGUCUCCCCUGGCGUUCUCGUCAGCGGAUGAUGUCCUGGGAUCAGUGGAUGAAACUUUGACUUUACCUUGUACUUAUUCUGUAAAAUACGGAACAACCGCAAUGUGCUGGGGACGAGGCCGCUGUCCAUAUUCAGACUGUAACAUGGUGAUCAUACGGACAGACGGCAGCAGUGUGACCCGGAGGAGAUCUGACAGACACCAGUUACUGGGGAACAUAUCACAGGGGGACGUGUCCCUGACCAUCACUGAGGCGACCAAGGAAGAUGAAGGAACUUACUGCUGCCGCGUGAAGAUCCCAGGAUUGGGGAAUGAUGAAAAAAAAGAAAUAAGAGUGGAGAUAGAGGACAUUGAAGCCUGUCCUGAUGAUACAGAUUUAGAUGCCUAGUAAUGAAGAAUCUCCCCCAACAGACUCUCCAGGGCUGACUUAACACCUCUGAUGUAAAAACUGAAGAAUGCAGUGACUGUUGUGGAAUAAGAUUCAAUAUAACCUAUGAUGAAUCCAGGCUUUUGUAUAAUUAGCAGCAUAGUUUAAUGAAACUUCCUAUAUUAGCUUUGCAAAGCAUAAACCACAAAGCAUCAUAGCUUCAUUAACAGAUGCCAGCAGUGCUUACUUGCAAGAGGUACAGGGGGGUGUUCUCUACAAAGCUUAUUAUCAUAACACAUAUAUAUUUUAUAAUGUAUUGGUGCCGACCUAUAAAAAUUUUAAGUAGAUAAAGACAGAACAGUAAAUCCCAUCUUGAGCGAUAAUGAGAUUAAGCAAUGGGCAUGGAGGAGGAAGAGGUGCUUUGAAAGAGCAAUUAAGAGAUUAAGCAAUGAGCAUGAAGGAGGAGGAGGUGCUUUAGAGGAGGAAUAAAGAGAUUAAGCAAUGGGCAUGGAGGAGGAGGAGGUGCUUAAGAGGAGGGAUAAAGAGUUUAAGAAGUGAAGGCGUAGGGUGGUGCUUCAUAAAAGUGAUAAGGAGAUUAAGAAAUGGACAUAGAGGAAGAGUAAGUGCUUUAGAGGAGGGAUAAAACGAUCAAACAAUGGGCCUGAAGGAGCAGUAGGGUGUUUUAGAAAAAUGAUGAGAUUAAGCAAUGAACGUGGAGAAGAAGUAGGGUGCUUUAGAGGAGUGAGAGAUUGAGGAAUGAGCAUGGAGGAGGAGUAGGGUGCUUUAGAAGAGCAUUAUAAGAUUAAUCAAUGGACAUGGAAGCGAAGGGUGGUUUAGAAGAGUAAUAACGAGAUUAAACAAUGAGCACGAAGGAGCCUGGGGUAGUUUAAGAGAGGAGAGGGCCCAUGUGAAGGCUCUGUAUGGGACCCCUCCUCCCUGGAAGUAAUGUGGGCUCAUUGUGCCAGAGUCUACUUAGCAUGCUCAGGUCACCAGGAACAUGGUGCCACAUCUGGUUUCCAGGGAUAGCUCUACUGCGCAUGUCCAAAUCACGGGAAAAAUGGUCACAGCGCCAUUUUACCUGUGAUUUCUGCAGUGUGGACUGCUGGCCGACAGGAAACUAUGGAGAAUUAAGUAUAACUAUACAUGGGUACAGGCUGUGCAGUGUGGGCCCCCUGGACCCAGGUGCAUAACACAACCUGCACCCAUUACAGAUACACCAUUGGAAGGAGCAGUAGUGUGUUUGCUCCUCUGUGCCCAUUGCUUAAGCCCUUUUGUCUGUCUAAAUGGUUCUUCUCCAGUCUUCAAUCCAUCUUCUCCCCAGACAAUAUAGCAAACAGUAUGGUAUUUAAUUUGUCAUAUAAGUAGAACAUUGGGCAUAAGGUAAUUUAUUUCCAUAUGAAGCACUUGUAGAAUUACUUGUUUCCAAAUGAAUGACCACAGAAAACAAACUUCCUUUUUACCCAGAGCGGUAUAUUAAGUAAGAUCCUCUUUUGCUAGCCUACAAAGUACAACUUCCCCCCCGCAACAAAAUGUUUUAUAAGGGCUGAAAAACAUUCAGUCUUUAUAAAGUCAUCAAUGAUUUCUUUCAUGAAAAAAAAGAAAUAAAAGUGCAAGCAAAAGUUAUUUCCUCAUUGGCUAAGCUUGCAUCGGGUUUGCAACAAGUCUCCAUUGGCAACGUACUGUCUAUUUGCAGUUGCUCUACAAUAAAUAAAGUAUAAUGAAAUAA
Messenger RNA from Pseudophryne corroboree (corroboree frog), 2236 nucleotides. Its product is annotated as hepatitis A virus cellular receptor 1 homolog. Gene Ontology annotation, molecular function: phosphatidylserine binding. NCBI's taxonomy places the organism in Eukaryota, Metazoa, Chordata, Amphibia, Anura, Myobatrachidae. The transcript is spliced from 4 exons. The record is from RefSeq and is a predicted model, not a curated record. Gene Ontology annotation, biological process: apoptotic cell clearance; cytoskeletal rearrangement involved in phagocytosis, engulfment. The coding region runs from base 109 to 531 and encodes 140 amino acids.